AUGUCUUCCACCAGCCACGUGCCGAAUAUCAACCCUACCAACAUGGAUCGCACCUCAGUCCUUGUCUCCCAUACAGAGCCCAGACUCUAUCACAAUGGCGUUGCCUCCGAAGGGGUCAGACUGAGCUUCGAUGGCGAGAGCAUAGUAGUCAACAAGACGGUACUGACGAAUGCCUCGGAAGUGUUCGCCGCCGCUUUCAACGGCAACUUCUCAAACACUGCUACCCAAGAAUAUACCAUCGAGGGUUAUAGCAAGUCCACGGUCCUCGAACUACUGAACCAUAUAUACGACACCAAUACCGACUUUGGCAUCAUAUGGUGGGAGAGUCUUGACAAUGCAGUCAAAAAAGAUGCUUGCUACCAUUUGAGAGAGGUCCUACUCAUCGCAGAUGAAUACGGCCUCCCUGAGCUUGGAGAACAAGUUCGCAUGGCAAUAGUUGAGAUCAGAGAGAACGCCUACAGCAAAUUAGGCUACUCCGGUAGAGAUCGUACCCAUGACGCCGCGCACGAAAUCGCAGUCAACACAAUGCGCGACAUGGUCAUUGAUCUCUACAAGAACAACUACAUUCCAGACAUGUCCUUGAUGGAAGACGUGGCCUGGCAAUGCGCUUACAACUCUCUCUACGAGGACCACUCCGCGAUGUACCAAAAAGCUGAUGUUGAAGGUCCAGACCAGGUCACACGCAAUCAGUGGGUUGCCAAAGCUCCUGAAUAUGAAGAGUUGGUGCGAGUUAUGCACCUGGUCGAGGAUAGGCACAUUGACUUUGAUGAUGAUUACGACUAUUCUGAGGACUCUGGUUUUGGCAGGGAUUGA
This is a messenger RNA of Aureobasidium pullulans EXF-150, 813 nucleotides long. RefSeq lists its product as uncharacterized. NCBI's taxonomy places the organism in Eukaryota, Fungi, Ascomycota, Dothideomycetes, Dothideales, Saccotheciaceae. The transcript has a single exon. Gene Ontology annotation, molecular function: protein binding. The record is from RefSeq and is a predicted model, not a curated record. Bases 1 to 813 code for a protein of 270 amino acids.